UAUCAAUUACUUGCAAUAAACUGGAAUUAAAUUACCAUCAAAUAGGUAACUUAAAAAGUAAUUUCGGUACAGUAACUAUUAUAACUUACUUGAGUUACUCCCCAACUCUACCCCCACCGAUAACGAUAUAAUACUACUCAGUACUCAGUACUCAACUGGUGGUAAGUAUAAUAAAAAAAGCUAUAGAUGCUCCAACUGGUAAGUACCUAUUUUUUUAUAAUACAAUUUUACUUUUACAUUUUACUUUUGCCCCUCUCCCCGCCCAAAUUAAGCACUGGAUCCGACACUGAGUGCCGUGAUGAUAAGUGGGACUGUGGGAGUCUAGAACAAAGAUGCAUUGGUAUGUAAAAAAGCAACACGGAUAGUUAAUUCACUUAUAGCCGGGAUCUGAGUCUGAACUAAAUAGUAAAUGGCUAAAUAGUAAGUACCAUGGAGUCCGUGGAUACCAAAUACUGUAGUAAUGUAGGUACUAGGCGGAAGCAUAGAACAAGGAAGCUUAUAUUUUAUAAUUUAAAUAGGUGACAAUGUGGCAGGUUUUAUUACAAGUUUACAAGUUUACUACUCGAUGUGACAUAUAAUCAUUAUGAUCUCAAUACUAUAUAAUUAAUUCUUUAUCAGUAAACAGUAAUUGAUAAGAAAGAAGUCAGGCGUCAGCUCUUGUGUACUCACUAGUCACUACCUAUAUAGUAAUCAGUAUAGACAUUCGACAUUCGAGUCAUUUGAAUUCGACAGUAUCUCACAAAUACUGAAAGCAAAUUCUUAAUGCAACUGCAUGUUAAACCUUAAAUCUUUCAAGUUUCUUAUUCUCAAUAGAAAAACAAAGAUUUGUAUAGUUUUUCACUUACAUAAUUUAAUAAAUAUUUUAGAAUGCAAAAAUUAAAUUAAACCUAAACAUCUUAUAUAUAGUAAUGACUAUCUACAACAUCUAUAUUUUUGAUCGGAUGGGAACAAUAUUAUAUCAGACAAACUGGAAUCGUCUAAAACAAUCGGGCAUGAGUAGUGAAGAAGAAGCCAAAUUGAUGUAUGGUAUGUUGUUUUCUAUCAAGUCAUUUGUUUCCAAAAUAUCACCACUUGACCCUAAACGUGGUUUUUUAUGUUACAAGACUAGUAAAUAUGCAUUACAUUAUUAUGAGUCGUUAACUGGUGUUAAAUUUAUUUUAAAUACCGAUACAACAAUAAAAAAUGUCAGAGAUUUGUUACACCAAUUAUACAAAGAAAUUUAUGUGGAAUAUGUUGUAAAAAACACUGAAUGUGAAAUGGGACAACCAAUUGAGAGUGAAUUAUUCAAAUUAAAACUUGAUCAAUUUAUAAAACAGCAUAUGAAAAGUAUACAAUAAAUAAUAAUAUAAUAUUUAUGAAAA
Myzus persicae (green peach aphid) is the source of this 1361-nucleotide messenger RNA. It is a transcript of the gene Bet5, whose product is annotated as trafficking protein particle complex subunit 1. The transcript is spliced from 3 exons. Gene Ontology annotation, cellular component: TRAPP complex. Gene Ontology annotation, biological process: endoplasmic reticulum to Golgi vesicle-mediated transport. The record is from RefSeq and is a predicted model, not a curated record. NCBI's taxonomy places the organism in Eukaryota, Metazoa, Arthropoda, Insecta, Hemiptera, Aphididae. Bases 909 to 1337 code for a protein of 142 amino acids.